Molecule: messenger RNA, 1895 nt
Organism: Selaginella moellendorffii
Lineage: Eukaryota; Viridiplantae; Streptophyta; Lycopodiopsida; Selaginellales; Selaginellaceae
Product: transcription factor MYB86
Exons: 2
Coding region: 427-1725 (432 amino acids)
Source: RefSeq, a predicted model, not a curated record
UCUCGUCGUCGUGAGCGUUUUCGAGAGAUAACUUUCGAUUUGCUGAUCCAUUCUUCUUCUUUGAAGUUUUCGCAGUUUCCUGCAAUUCGUAGCGCUUGAGUUGCGGACCAUUCUUGAGUUUCGUGCCGUGAUUUCGAAAAAGAGAGAGUUUGUGAAUGUUUUCCUGUCUGCUGCUUGUCGCGCCUAGCAUUCCUUGAUACCCGGGGCUUUAGAGUUUCUCUUUCUCUUCUUCCUCAACUUCUCCUUUUAGACCUCUCUCUCGGAGAAUUCCAAGUCUUUUGAGAGAGGUCCUCGCCUAGAGCUCUACAUAGCUUUCCAAGCUAUCCAGCCGAGAGCAAAAGCUUCCCUCUCGGCUCUCAGCAAAUUUCACUUCUUUCUGUCAAAGGUAUAGAAAGAAUUUCAGCCAUCGAUCGAGAAGAAAGGGAGAUGGGACGAGCACCUUGCUGUGAGAAAGUCGGCCUUAACCGAGGUCCUUGGACACGAGAAGAAGAUCUUCUCCUCACCCAGCACAUCAGCCUCCACGGCGAAGGAUCAUGGAGAACACUUCCAAAAGCUGCAGGUAAAAUUCACAUAGUUGUAAAUCACUCGAAAAAAGAGAGCGAGAGAGAAAACUCUCGGAAGAGAUUUUUCGUAGCUUACGCAUUGUUCGUCCCAGGACUUCGUCGCUGUGGCAAAAGCUGUAGGCUCCGGUGGAUAAACUAUCUUCGUCCAGAUCUCAAGCGUGGAAACAUCUCCGAGGAAGAAGACCAGCUGAUUAUAAAACUGCAUUCGCUGCUCGGCAACAGGUGGUCUUUGAUCGCUGGACGGCUCCCUGGAAGAACUGACAACGAGAUUAAAAACUAUUGGAACACCCACCUGAAGAAGAAGCUCCGCAACAUGGGCAUCGAUCCCCAGACGCACCGCCCGCUGCCACAGCACGACCCGAGCUGCCCGUCCUUCCACUCCAAAAACACCGCCGCGGCAUGCAGCUGCCACCCGGACGCCGCGACGCUGGAACAAAACACCGGUGCCGCCAGCGUCACCGCCGCCGCCACCACCACCUCCGCUGGUAUCACCAUGAUAUCUCCAUCUCCAUACGCCGCUGCCACGGACGAGCGUCCUCGGCCAGGAGGAGAAGUCUUCUCGUACCAAAAACUCCUGGGGAUGGGCUCGGACCAGAUUCUCGACGUGGAGGAGGAGGACGAGGAGGAAGCCCGGCUCAAAGGACCACCAUCCUCUCCCAUCAGCAUCCUCUCGCAAAACAGCUCUGGCCUCACCGAGCGCUACCACCACAAGAACAUCAAGUCGGGGGGCUCCGGGGAUCACUCCAUCACCUCCUCGGCCGCGCGGGACAUGGAGUUUUGCGAGCUGCCGAGCCUGUCCGCCACCUGCGACACAGCUACCAGCUGCUGCUCGGGGACCAUGAUGAUCAAACCGGGCGACCUCGGAUCGUCGCCGUCUUUCGAGUUGUAUCCCGUGGCCGCGGUGGAGUGGGAUGAUCAGCACGGCAAGCACGACGCAAUGCAUGUCCCCAUCCCGCCGCUAUUCAGCGAGGCCGAGGCUCACAAGGAUCAUCACCACUCGUCCAGCAGCCUGCUGCUAAAUAUCAUAAACUCGGACGGACUGUGGGACGUGGAGAUUGUCCGGCCUAUCGAGGAGUUGGAUCCGUCCAUGAUCAUCACCGAGGCCGCGAAUACUGAUCUGUGGGAGUCGCAUUAUACGUCGUGCGUAGCGACAGGGCUGUGAGGAUCAAUCGAUGGGUCUGUGAAGAAAAAAAGUGAUCUUUAAAGAGAUAUAAGAAUACUCCCUUGCGAGGAGAAUUGGCUUACUCGCAAUGCAAAUGCUGCAGAGCUUCCAUGUCCAAACUUGUUUCGCUCCAGGUGGAAUGAAAACGUCAAAUGGAGAUCAUCACCUUU